Eremothecium sinecaudum is the source of this 2043-nucleotide messenger RNA. It is a transcript of the gene YTA6, whose product is annotated as putative AAA family ATPase YTA6. The transcript has a single exon. NCBI's taxonomy places the organism in Eukaryota, Fungi, Ascomycota, Saccharomycetes, Saccharomycetales, Saccharomycetaceae. The record is from RefSeq and is a predicted model, not a curated record. Bases 1 to 2043 code for a protein of 680 amino acids. Gene Ontology annotation, molecular function: ATP hydrolysis activity; ATP binding.
AUGCCGCAUGAAAGGUUUAUAAUACCGACGAAUUUUAGUUUGCCUCAGUCUCUCAGUCUGUUGUACUCUACGGCGGAUGCUCAGUUUAAUAAUGUAUUCAAAAACGCAGCUGAACAAAUUUCGGCAUCUACAACGGAAGACUAUUAUCUUGGGACGAUUAUAAGCACCUUAGAUAAUAUAUUACAUUAUUUGGCAGAUGGAGUUGAGACCUUAAGUUCUUAUUAUGCUAUAGCACCCAUCUAUGAGAAUCCGCCUCUUGGAAAUGUGCUAUUGGUUAGAAGGCUAAUAAGGCUUAAGGCAGACAUUGCUAAGGCUAAAGAUGAAGCUAUAAAUGCUCUACAGAUAUCUAGAAGUGGUCUGCCUGAUAAUGGUGAUAAUAUAUUUUUGAAUGCUUUCAAUACGUAUAAGGCCGAGCUUAUAGAGAAUGCAGGGGAGCCUCAAGGACAGCAAAACUAUCAAACAUCGCUUGGCGAAAAACAUCUAGAAAGUGGAGCUAAGAAUCCAUUCAAAUUCAAUACGUAUAAUAAUAAUGUAACGGAGAAUAUGCGUAAGGCAGAAGUGAUAGAAAGCCAGCGUAAUGAAGUACAGAAUGUGGCGCCAGAUGGUUCUAAUGCCAGAAAGGAUCAAGAGCAGAGCUAUAAUGGAAGAACUAACAAAGACAUUCAUAGAAGAACUGAAAGUAUAACCAAAAAUUCCCAUGACUAUGACUCAUCAAGAGACUCUAAUAUGGAACAAAUAGGUUUGGAGGUUAACAAGGCAGCAUUAUUAGCUUGGUUUAAGGACAAAAAUCAUGAUAAUCAACCAGAAUCUAGCAAAGUAGAAAGAAAACCAACACAAGUGCGCCCACCAAGGGCCAAACAUGAAUACGUAAAACCUGAAAUACGGCGCAUUACUCCACGACUUUCAUCAUAUAAACAAAUGAAACGCUCUACGUCUCAAAAUUCAAAGGGCACUAAUUCAACCUCACAGGCUGGUCCAAGCGAAGAGCGUAAUGAAGCCUCAAAUUCCAAAUCAAAUAAAGGACCUGUUUCCGAAACCAAAAACGUGCCACAGAUAGAGACUUCCGCUAUCGAGUCCUCCGUUAUUGAUGAAAGGAUAGAUAGUGUUUUAAAAUCCCUGAAAGGUGUUGAUGUAAAUGCAUGUGAGCAGAUUAUUCAAGAUAUUCUAGUAGUUAACGAUGAGGUUUUAUGGAAUGAUAUUGCGGGUUUGAACAAUGCGAAAAAUUGCUUAAAGGAAACUGUAGUAUAUCCACUACUCAGACCGGACUUAUUUAGGGGUCUUAGAGAACCAACAAAUGGAAUUUUACUAUUUGGGCCACCAGGAACAGGAAAAACAAUGAUUGCGAAGGCCGUUGCAACUGAAUCCAAAGCAACCUUUUUCAGUAUAAGUGCUUCAUCAUUGCUUUCGAAGUACUUAGGCGAAUCAGAGAAAUUAGUUAAAGCGUUGUUUUACUUGGCAAAAAGAUUAGCACCCUCCAUUAUCUUUGUGGAUGAGAUCGAUUCCUUACUAUCAAGUCGUUAUGAUAAUGAACAUGAAUCAUCGAGAAGAAUUAAAACGGAAUUCCUUGUUCAAUGGUCUUCACUUACAAGUGCUACAGCCAAAGAAUCUGCUUGGGGUGAAGAAUCAAGAACUGUUCUAGUAUUAGCUGCAACCAAUCUCCCUUGGACUAUUGAUGAAGCAGCCAUACGAAGAUUCUCGAGAAGAUUAUAUAUUCCACUACCAGAAUUUGAGACUCGACUGCAACACUUGAAAAGUUUAAUGGAAUUACAGGCAAAUGACCUUACAGAUGAAGAUUUUGAGAUGAUUGCAAACCUAACUGAGGGUUAUUCAGGCUCUGAUAUAACGUCCCUUGCUAAAGAAGCGGCGAUGGAGCCUAUACGUGACGUGGGGGAUAGUUUAAUUAAUGUUCAUUUCAGUACCAUUAGAGGAGUUACAGUUAAUGACUUUAAGACUGCCAUGAUUACUAUAAAAAAGAGUGUAUCACCAUCAUCACUACAGAGGUUUGAUGAAUGGGCUGUCAACUUUGGUAGUGUCGGAUCUUAA